AUGGGAUCCGAGCUCGCAGACGAGCGCGAUGACCUCGUCUCGCUUCUCAACUCAGAGUGGACACAACCACAGGGAAGGGAUUGUCGAGACACCACACGCCUUAGGACAAGGGACCCUUUCUUGCUAGCCAUCUUGCGGGAAGACGGAGAGGCUGUUGAAGGCGGCGACGUUGGUUAUCAUUCUGAACAUCAUACCAUGCAACGGCCAAUUUGGACCCAUGCUGUCGCCACUGACGAAGUUGCCGUGUCGGCAAGCAAAACCACUCGGAGAACGAAGAAGACCUUUGUCAUUCCUAUCGACACUUCAAUCGUCCGAGAACCUCCGCCGACAAGUUCCAUCAAUGGACAAUCACUACACCAGGAUGAAGUGGAGAAUUUGCGACACCAGUUAAAAGAGGCAUCCAACGAACUCAAGGUGUGGAAACAACGAUGGGCCAUAAAGAACAACCCCACCGCAGCCUCAAAUCAGGAGGCGGCUCCGCAUAACCAACCUCCUUCGUCGUCCGUUCGUCAAGACAAUCUACGGAUUGCUGAGCUUCAAGCAGCACUUGGGCACCUUCAAACACGCCACCAACGUCUUCGAACGAGCAAUACUCAACUGCGACAGCGAUGCAAUGAACUGGAGGCCUUGACAACAUCCCAAGCCACCGCGUAUGCCAUUCAAGAGCAAACGAUUGCGUACUUGCAGGAAAAGUUGCAGGCACAAGCGCUACUCGCCAAGGAUACCCACCGGCGAGUGGCAACGAGGGAGAACAACAUUCCGCAGCAUAGCCAUACACGUGCAGCGCACUGCCAACUCGACUCUAUCGCAUGUGACCAAGCGCGCGUGCAAAGACCAGCCAGCACUGUUGCGCCUCCAGUCGCAACAUCGAUAUCAACACCUCAUUGGUCAAAAUCCCGUACAGUUCCACCAAUCACAAGUUCCCAUUCCCACCCAGUGACUCCACCAAUCACAGAGAAGCUUCGACAAUUGUACGUCAAGCAAAAAAGUGCCGCCGCCGCCACCACCACGUCAUGAUCGCCCGCAGUGUCCGUGAAGCCGCCAUGCACAUGGGAGCUGUGCGUGAGCUAAUCCUUCAACGGUCUGAAGACCUUCUGUGUCGCAACUUGAUGUGCGAACGCGUGGGUGAAGCGUGCGUGUGUCGUUUCAGCAUGGUCUUGGAAAAGCUGCCACAGUUGAAGGCUCUCAACGUGAGUCACAAUCACCUGCAUGCGCUCCCUCCCUCUCUGUUCAACUUACCCCAACUGGAAGAAUUGAACCUUGGGCACAACAACCUUUCCGACACAGCCCUUGUGGGCCUCGAGGGGCUGCAGUCGCUCCGCCACCUCGACCUCUCGCACAACCAACUUACGAGUGCGCCGUCGACGCUUGCGCUUCUGCCAUACAUCCAAGUCAUCGACCUUCGUGGCAACCCCAAGCUCAACCUUCGCUCCCUCCCGUCCCUGCCAGCCCAUGUCUCGUUACUCCACGAAUAACAACAGUACUAGCAUUCCUUAUAACUUAAACUAUUUUCGGCAGCAAAUGCACACUUAACGGCGGCUCUGGGUGCGUCGCCACCGCAGCUGCUGUGGGUUGCUUGGUCGAGCUCAUUUGCGACCCCAUGCGAUGGAUCG
Aphanomyces astaci is the source of this 1613-nucleotide messenger RNA. RefSeq lists its product as hypothetical. The coding region runs from base 1 to 1017 and encodes 338 amino acids. Lineage: Eukaryota; Oomycota; Saprolegniomycetes; Saprolegniales; Verrucalvaceae. The record is from RefSeq and is a predicted model, not a curated record. The transcript has 6 exons.